AUGACCACCACUACAGUGCGCCCGGCGACGUCGUCGUUGCGCUCGCGCCUCAUGAACAUGUCUACCCCACUCGGCUCACAGCCAACCAAGGUUGACCCAAGCAGCCCUUUCCCGGUAGAUGGCAAGGUUGGCGCGCAACACCCUGUCUCGUACUUCACCGUUGCGCUCACCCAGCCAGCUCUCGUUGUCAUCCGUAUGAAGGAGGGCAAUACGGCCAGCCGCUGUGCGCUUUUUUUGAGUUGCUUCUACCCCAAGCCAGACGCGAACAACGCGGCGUGGCGCCUCAUCUCUCCUGAGCCAGUUAAGCAGAUCGUCCUGCACCCUGCCGACCCUGCCUACCGCGUUGACAUGCUUCACAUCGCUGUCCACUACCUCGAACAAAGCGGGAAGUCGAACUUCCAGCUGCAGGUGAGGGUGCAGUCAGAAUUCUUCGCGAUGUGGCUGCGAACCGGCGAGGGGACGCGGGCUGCUACCGGCGCUGCAGUGGCGGAUCACAUGACCGCAGUCAAAACACUUCCCUCUCUGGGCGCGCCAGCCUCUGGCAAGUGGGCGGCGGCCGAUGAAGUCGGUAUGCCUGCAGUGCCGACGUUGCACGCGAUGCUGGCUGCCGCGGCAGCGCGGCUGUCGGGCAGCGCUGCAAACUUGGCUGGUGCGCCGUUCACUUCCCUCUACGUGGGCGACUGGCGCGGCGACCAGCGGGACGGGUUGGGCUUUCAGUACUACGCCGCACCCGAAGAGAUGCUGUCGCAGACAACGCUAACCAAGAGCGAUGCGAAGAACUUCGAACAUAGCGUCGCCGGUCGCACCGACAGCAGUGACUGGGACGCCAUCUGCACCUCCACUUCGCCGCAAGCGGCCCCAAGGAGUGGUUUGGAUGCAGCGCAGCCUCUGAUGCUGCUUCGUGCCUUCAGUGAGCGGUACAACUUGCCGUGGUCUGCGUGGAGCAUUCCCGACACGCUUACUCCGGAAGAUCUGGCGCGGCUGGACUUUGGCUUCUGCUUUCAUUCCACCUCUCGUACGAGAGGCGGCGCAGCCGAGACUGGUUCGACGUCAGACCAGGCGACUGUGCCAGGCAAAGGUGCAGCACCUCCUAGCCCGACGGGCGACUCCUCGCUUGCCGGGACCGUGGCGGUGCCGCCAACGCCGCCGGUCGCACCUUGCACCACCGCAGCUGAGGGGAUGGCGGCUCUUGGCGGUGCCAUCGGCGCUUUCCUUGUGGGUGAGAUCAGGAGUAAUGAGGCGGAUGCCUGGAAGGUGCUGCCGGUGCAGCCUGGCGUGGAGGUGUACGCAGGCGAGUGGGUGGCGAACCAGGAGGAGGGCAGGGGCGUCUACCAGUGGCUCGACCGCUCCUACGUCGGGGAGUGGGUGUGUGGACGCCGCGAAGGGUACGGUUUUCUUCGCCGGCAAGACGGGGGGUGGUACCGUGGGCAGUGGGAGCGGCACGUCCCGCACGGCCGCGGCGAGGCACGCCUCACACCGGAAGGCCUCUUGUAUAAGGGAGAGUGGCGAGACGGUCGACGCCACGGCUCGGGUGCUCUUACGUACCCGAACGGCAUGACGGUGCAUGGGAUGUGGAUCGGCGACGCGCUGCAGCCACGCGUUCGCGUCGUGUAUGAGGACGGGAGCACAUACGAUGGCUUGUGGGAUCCGGAGGAGGCGUGCCGCCAUGGGCAGGGCACGUGGACGGACACGCAGGGGUGCAAGCACACGCACGAGUGGCUGCACGGCAUCCGCGUCGGUGUUGGUCAGGAGGUUUACCCGAACGGUGUCGUGCUGGAUGGCGUCUGGCGUGCUGGCGAGCUCGUCGAUGGCACCUAUGUGUUCCCGAACGGGGACCGGCACGUCGGUUCCUUGGAUGCGGUACUGCACGUCCGCGAGGGAGCCGGCACCACAGUUUCGGCAGACGGCGCCUCCGUCUACACAGGCGCAUGGCACCAGGACAGGCGCAGCGGGUACGGCGUGCAAACUGUGCAGAGGCCGCCUGUGGCGUGCAAGUCGGGCGAACGCGCCGCGAGGCCAAGUGUGGAGCGGUACGAAGGAGAGUGGCUCGAGGACUUGCGCAGUGGACAGGGCCGACUCACAGACUGCGACGGCAUCUACGAAGGCGAAUUCGCGCUCGACUACCGCGACGGCAACGGCGUGCAGCGCAACACGCGCACCGGGUCCUUCUACGAGGGCAGCUGGAAGGCGAAUCGUCGCUGCGGCGCUGGCAUCUACUACAGUGCCACGCGGGGCAUCACGUACGAGGGCAUUUUCAUGCACGACCGCUUGACGAGCAUUGGGACGGCGACGAACACCUCCUUAGCGGAGCAGUACACCGGCAGCUGGCUGGACGGACUUCGGCAAGGGCACGGGUCACUGCGACUUGCAAACGGGGACGUGCUGCGCGGCGUGUGGCACCGCGGUGCCCCUGAUGCCACUGCCACGGUAGAGUACAUUGAUGCAGACACGUCAGCGGAUGACCCGCGCCGCGCAGUGGCGGCCGUGUCACGGUACGUGGGAGGGUGGCAGGGCGGGGCGCGUGAGGGUACGGGCACGCAGGUUUUCCGCGACGGCAGCGUGUACGAGGGCACGUGGCACGCGAACAAACAGUGCGGUUGCGGCCGCCUCACCACCGCGUCUGGCGAGUCGGUGGAAUGUGAGUGGCGAGACGGGUGCAUUGUUGACGGCUGCAUCGGCGAUGCCCACUUUGCCGACGGAAGCGUCUACCACGGCCACGUGAACGUCGCCGGUGUGCCGCACGGAGUCGGUGUGCUGACGUACCCAGAUGGUACCGUCUUUGACGGACAGUUUCUCAAUGGGAUUUAUCAGCUUUGA
Molecule: messenger RNA, 2817 nt
Organism: Leishmania mexicana MHOM/GT/2001/U1103
Lineage: Eukaryota; Euglenozoa; Kinetoplastea; Trypanosomatida; Trypanosomatidae
Exons: 1
Coding region: 1-2817 (938 amino acids)
Source: RefSeq, a predicted model, not a curated record